GUGCACCGUACCCGCCCUCGCCGCCUGCCUCGCCUCGCCUGCUGCCCUGGACACCGUCGCCGUCGCUGUCGCCUCAGCUCGUCCAGUGGCGGUCGAAUUCGUCCAUCGCGGGCCACACCAUCGCUCGCCGCGCUGCCGCAACAGCCCUCGCGGUGGUGCCCGCGUGCCCGCAGUGGGCACUCGCCCUCGCAGCUCGGGAGCCCCGCACCGCCCCGCCUGAGGGAGGAGCGCUUCCGGACACGAGGUUACGGCAAGGAUCCUCUUUCUCAGCGGAGAAGUCGAAGCCAGCGCGCGAAGGGAGGACUCGCGCGCGAAGGGAGGACUCCUCCCAGAGCGCGCGCAUCGAGAGCCCAUCCGGGGCCACGUCCUGCUACGCUUUCUCUCACUCGCCCUAUCUCGAGUCCUCCACCCGCUCCCCGACCGUUUGCGGCCAUGGAAUUCGACACAAAGUCUGAUCCAUGCGGACCCGGGCUCCCUCCUCUUCGCCCGCUUCCGCUUCCUGCCCAUAUGUGCCCACCUCCUCGUCCACACCGCCCACACACUCCGACCAGGCCGGCCCUUUCCCUCCGCGGCCGCCCUUGACUGUUGCGCACCCACCGAACGCCCUCCGGCCAGUCCAGAUCUCCUCCUCUGCAACCUCUACGAACGUCACCUCUCAGGAAAUCAGGCGUCCGAACGCAGCUAGCUCUUCUCGACCUACCAUUAGCGCUCACUGUGCUAACCACCUGCCGCCCCUCGUCCACAUCGCGCGCGUCAUCCGUUGUCUGAGCUUGGAUAUCGUCCUUCUGCCUCGUGUUCGCCUCCUGCCCCAGAUCUUCUCUCUUCUCCGGGCCCGCAAGCCCUCCGCACCCCUCUCACAUGCGUUCGGCAUGUCGCCUUUGCUCUCAUCCUCCUCCGUACUUCACGCCCUCUACACUCUCAAUAUGCCCAUCCUCGGUACUGUCUUCUCCCAGCUCGUUCCCCGAUCCACCAACGCCUGCCCGCGCUCUUCCUAAAGACGCCAGCCACGCCAGUCUCCCAGUCUCUUCCGCCGUCCAAUGUCCCGCCAUCCUCCUCGAUAUGGCAGCGCUUUCACCACCCGUCAGGUACUAUCCC
Messenger RNA from Dichomitus squalens LYAD-421 SS1, 1095 nucleotides. RefSeq lists its product as uncharacterized. Bases 459 to 995 code for a protein of 178 amino acids. The record is from RefSeq and is a predicted model, not a curated record. Lineage: Eukaryota; Fungi; Basidiomycota; Agaricomycetes; Polyporales; Polyporaceae. The transcript has a single exon.